GAGUGACCUGGUGAGUGAGUGGGUGAGUGAGCUGGUGAGUGAGCUGGUGAGUGAGUGGGUGAGCUGGUGAGCCGAGAUGGCGGCAGCAGCAGGCGCCUGGGUGCGAUUCCUUGACGGUGUGGGCCGGGUGCUGCCUCGCAAGCUGCAGCCGGUGUGGAACCAUGAGGCGGGCCCAAGGACCGUGUUCUUCUGGGCUCCCACCAUGAAAUGGGGCCUGGUGAUCGCGGGAUUGGCUGAUCUCUUGCGCCCCGCCGACAAGCUCAGCGCCGCCCAAUCCGGAGUGCUCACGGCCACAGGCACGGUGUGGUCUCGCUACUCUCUCGUCAUCACCCCGGUCAACUACAACCUCUUCGCCGUCAACCUCUUCCUCGCGUUCGCUGGUGGCACGCAGCUCUUCCGCAUUUGGAGAUUCGACCAAGAGCAGAAGGCCAAGGCAAAGCAAGAGGAUUAGACGCAGCAUACACACACACACCCACACACUUGCCCACCCACACACUCGCCCACCCACACACUCGCCCACCCACACACUCGCCCACCCACACACUCGCCCACCCACACACU
Messenger RNA from Petromyzon marinus (sea lamprey), 561 nucleotides. RefSeq names its product mitochondrial pyruvate carrier 2. Gene Ontology annotation, cellular component: mitochondrial inner membrane. Lineage: Eukaryota; Metazoa; Chordata; Hyperoartia; Petromyzontiformes; Petromyzontidae. Gene Ontology annotation, biological process: pyruvate import into mitochondria. The record is from RefSeq and is a predicted model, not a curated record.